This is a messenger RNA of Purpureocillium lilacinum, 2424 nucleotides long. RefSeq lists its product as uncharacterized. The record is from RefSeq and is a predicted model, not a curated record. NCBI's taxonomy places the organism in Eukaryota, Fungi, Ascomycota, Sordariomycetes, Hypocreales, Ophiocordycipitaceae. Gene Ontology annotation, molecular function: 1-alkyl-2-acetylglycerophosphocholine esterase activity.
AUGGCACCCAGAGGGAAGAAGGCAUCACCCAAGAAGGCUCUCAAGCCCCCCUGUCUCAUGACAGACCGGCAUCAAUGCUUUCCCAUCAGGCGUACCACGAUAGACACCGGCGUCAGGACCUUUGAUGGCGUACUAAAAAAGAACAUCGAUAUCGAGUACAAUGGCUUCGAGUGGAUCCGAGUGGCAAGCUGGACCAACGCCACCGCGGAAGCGCAGGGGCAUAACUACAGCUACUGGAAGGACAUGGUCCUGCAUCCUGACCAUAGGUACUCCGCGACCAACGACUUCGAAAUAGACUCUCCCAAGACUGUGGAUGAUUCCAAUUGGAACAUCCUGGACUCUUUGAUCGGUCUUGACUUUGUUCUCGGCCAUGAGGAAGACACGCAAGCUCCGAGGGUCAGCAUCACGGCGCGUGACGCCACCUCGAACGCACAGAAAUUUGAAGACAGGAUCAUUGUGCCCGAGUACUCGCAGUUUCAUCUAUACCAGCGCAGAAUCUUUUUCACGGCCAUCCUGCCGGCAGUGGCGGAGCACUCACUCACACACUCUCACCUUGGGGGGCUCGCCAACCUCACCUCACCUCCCACCUUCACGCCUCCUCACAUCACCACCACCGCAAACAUGCCCUCCUCCGACACAUCCUCCGACUUUGAGCUCGACCCCGUCAUCGAGGCGUCCUCCUCGCCAGACGCGCCCCUCACCGGUGCCACGCCCACGCUGCCCAAGUGGUACCGGCCCCCGCGGUGGCUCACCGGCGGCACCACCGCAGACGCCUCAUCCCAGUCUGCAUCAUCAUCAGUAUGGCCGCCACGGUGGAUGACGUCGCGAUGGUCAACACCGCGGUGGUCGCAGCACCGCGUCCCGCGCGCGGUCGCACGCACGCUGCGCCCCCGCCUGACGUGGCGCUACGUGCUCUUCUCGCUGCUCUUCCUCUACGUCUUCAUCCGCGGCGUGGUCCUGCGCCGUCCGCUUCUCGCCUCCCCGCUGCCGGCGUACACGGGCCCGCAUGCCGUCGGCGCCGUUGACAUCGAGGUCCCGAUCGCGGACCACGGCGGGCAGCCGCUCCUCCUCUCCAACGCCACGUUCAAGGCCACCGGCCGGCCCGCGUUUGAGCUGCAGUCUGUGCUCUUCACGCUGUACUACCCCGUCGCUGCUGCUGCUGCUGCCGGACGCGAUGCGCCAACGCCGCCUAUGUACUGGAUCCCCAAGCCCAUCAGCCUGACCGCCCGGGGGUACGCCCGCUUCGCGCACGUCGACAACUUCCUCGUCCGGCCUAUCUUCACCUUUUUCUUGUGGCUGCUCGCGGGGGGCAUCACCGUCCCCGCGCGCGUCGACGCCCCGCUGCUCGCUGCCGAGGCGGCGAGGGCGUCUGAUGCGGUGCUCGUGGGCAAGGAUGGGAGGCUGCCCGUCGUGCUGUUCUCGCAUGGCGACGCCUCGUCCCGCACCGACUACACGAAUUACCUCGGCGAGCUGGCUUCGCGGGGCGCUGUCGUUGCGGCGGUUGAGCAUCGUGAUGGUAGCUGCCCGGGAACGCUUGUCCGGCUCCCCGGUGAGCCUGAUCGCGAGGUGCUGACGUUUCGUGCCUCUGAGCUAGUCGCUCCUGUGUCUGGGCCCUCCGAUGGCAGUGGUGAUGAUGGUGAUGAUGACCUCAAGAAGGCCCGGCGCAGCGAUGACAAGCUGCAGCCCGUCGACAGCGACCGCUUCCUGUUCGACCAGCUCGAAUUCCGCAACGCCGAAAUGUUCCAAGCGUUACACGUCCUGCAGGCCCUCCACGCCGGCAACGGCAGCUCCCUCGCCGCGCUCAACACCCGCGGCCACGGCGCCGCCUCCCUCCCCACCUUCGCCUCCCGCCUCGACCUCGCGCAGCUCCUCAUCGCGGGCCACUCCCACGGCGCCACCCUCGCCCUCAAGUCCCUCGUCGACUCCCCGCUGCCCGCCAGCGGCGGCAUCGCCCUCGACCCGGGCAAGUCCUCCGGCAAGCUCGACCCGGGCUCCCCCGCGCCCCUGCUCGUCGUCCACUCCAACUCGUGGUCCCGCGCCCGCAGCCUCUUCUUCGGCCGCCCCCACUUCGACGCCGUCAAGGAGCUCGUCCAGGGCGUCUUGCGCCGCGCCGGCGCCGCGUGGUUCGUCACCAGCGUCGGGACCUCCCAUCCGAGCGUCUCGGACGCGCCCCUCAUCGAGCCCUGGAUCCUGAGCUGGACUACCGGCGCACGCAUGAACACCAAGGAGGCUCUAGAGGAGUACGUUCGCAUCUCCGUUGACUUUAUGUACUUUCUCCGAACCGGCCGGGCCCGGGCCCUCCUCGCCGAGCCCGUCACGCAUGACGAGUACGAUGAGUGGGUGAGCGAGGAGCGCAAACAAGAGUUUCCCAAGGGCAUGGCGAGGCUGUGGCAGGUUCACGUUAGUCCAGCGAUUGGCAAGUAA